This is a messenger RNA of Neoarthrinium moseri, 1707 nucleotides long. RefSeq lists its product as uncharacterized. NCBI's taxonomy places the organism in Eukaryota, Fungi, Ascomycota, Sordariomycetes, Amphisphaeriales, Apiosporaceae. Gene Ontology annotation, molecular function: phosphoprotein phosphatase activity. Bases 1 to 1707 code for a protein of 568 amino acids. The record is from RefSeq and is a predicted model, not a curated record. Gene Ontology annotation, cellular component: cytoplasm. The transcript has 4 exons.
AUGACGCGACGCAUUGUCCGUACCCUGAGCCAGCUCAGCGCUGCCGCCCUCUUCACAUUCCUCGUCGUUUUCUUCCUCGAUCGCAACUUUCGAGUCCUCCCGAAUGCGCUCCACGAGUACAUGCCCCAGCACCACCCCGGCCUUGUCAUCACCGACGUCGUCAUCACGAAGUGCUCUACCGUGAACGUCUUCUCCUCCUGCAAGCUGGACCCGGAGAAAUGGCACCGCAUCGAGAAGGAUCUGUACCUGGGCAAGGGAUGGGUCUCGAGCGCAUACGUCCACCUGAGGAGGCAGAAGGAGGAGGAGCUCACAACCGACGACAAGGUCGUCAUGAACAUCUUCGUUGGACGGAACGAUCCCACCGACACGGAGAAAGGAAAGGCCAACCAGAAGUGGGAGUCGCGUGAGUCGGGCCUAUGGAUCCAGCGCUCUUCCAAGCUCCACGCCAGCGAUUCGAGCCAAGCUGUGACGUCCAUCGACGUGCUCUUUGGUGACGAUGCCGUGGAAGCUCGAGACGGUUGGCGAGUCGUCGGUACGCCUUUGCUGCUGGACACGAAUCCAACCAUCCCAGCGGCGCACAUUACCAUUCACAGAGGGUCCAUAGCCGAACCCCACAAGCCCCAGCCACGAGUACGAGACAACGGGAAGUUCAAGAUUAUGCAGUUGGCCGAUCUCCAUCUAAGCACAGGAGUUGGUCACUGCCGCGAAGCUGUGCCCGACGAGUACAACGGAGGCAAAUGCGAGGCUGAUCCUAGGACUCUGGAUUUUGUCACAAAGCUCCUGGAUGAAGAGAAACCGGACCUGGUUGUUCUCAGUGGUGACCAGGUCAACGGUGAUACUGCCCCAGAUGCCCAAUCGGCAAUCUAUAAAUACGCACAUUUGCUUAUCGAACAUAAAAUCCCCUACGUAUCGAUCUUUGGCAAUCACGACGACGAAGGUGCUGCUCUGUCCAGGGCCGCACAAAUGGCCAUCAUCGAAGCGCUUCCUUACUCCCUAUCCAGAGCAGGGCCGGACGACAUCGACGGCGUUGGCAAUUACUACGUCGAAGUGCUAGCACCGGGGAAGUCAUCGCAUUCUGCCCUCACCAUCUACCUACUGGAUUCGCACUCUUACUCGCCAGACGAGCGCCAGUGGCAGGGCUACGAUUGGAUCAAGCCAAACCAAAUAGAGUGGUUCAAACAGACCUCGUCGGGGCUGAGAAAGAAGCACAAGCAAUACACCCAUAUCCAUAUGGAUGUCUCCUUCAUACACAUUCCAUUGCCUGAAUAUACUGACGUCGAAGCCUUCCGCGUUGGCGAAUGGAGAGAGGGCGUAACAGCACCUGUGUAUAACUCGGGAUUCCGAGAUGCCUUGGUAGAACAGGGUAUCGUCAUGCUCAGCUGCGGACACGAUCAUGCCAACGAAUACUGCACGCUAUCUACGGACGAGGGAGAGACCCCCGAGGAGAAGAAGCCAAGGCUGUGGAUGUGCUAUGGCGGUGGGGCUGGCUUUGGCGGCUAUGGUGGUUAUGGCGACUUCAUCCGGCGCGUGCGCUUCUUCGACUUCGACAUGAACGUGGGACGAAUCACGACGUAUAAGCGGAUGGAGUACAACUUGACCGAUAUCCGGAUUGACGAACAGGUCAUUGUAGAUGGAGGAGUUGUCCUGGCCCCGACCAUCGAGGAACAACAGGCUGCUAUGUCAGACGACGAACCGCCGCCACAAUAA